UAGAGACACACAGAGACACAACCACACAGAGCUUGCGAGAAGCUCCCAGCCAUUCGGAGGCGGGCGAGCGAGCGAGAAGCAAGUAGGCAUUGGCGGAGAGACCGGGAUCGCGAAAGCAUCACCAACCAGAGGUGGUCUUUUAUACCUAUUUCUCCCAAAUCACCCCAGUCUGAAAAAAGAGGGGGAAAAGAGAGCAUUUAAAAAGAAGAAGAAGAGGAAGAAAAGAGGGAAAGAGAAAAAGAGAGAGAGAGAGAGAGAGAAAAGAAAGAGCAGACAGAGAAACAAACAAACAAACAAACAAAAAAAGAUUGAGAGAGAUAAGAGGCGGGUUAAGCUCAGAUCUCCAACCUUAACCCACCCGUCAAUCUCGAAAACGAAAGGAAGAUGCUAUUUGGCACCUGAGGGUUUGUCUCGUUUCGCGCAGCCCAGAAACCGCGCAGAAAUCGAUGCCCUGCUUGGGAUUAAAGGAGGGACCGUCGCAUCAUCGUGGGAAGAAAACUCUAGCUUCGUUCCUCCCUUCCUCCCAAAAAGCGCUGCCCAAAACCGAGAGGCGCUUGGACAGAAUCCCUCUCUCCCCCUCCAAACCGAGGAAGAGCCAACAGGAACGAGAAGGGCAAGAGAGCAGAUUAUCUCAAAGGAUUUGGUUUUGAGUUAACACAUCAUUCUUCCUUCAACAAAUCACACCCUUUAAGGACUAUUUUGCUGUAACUGGAUUCAUCCAAAGGUACUUGUCCACAGAGUUGAAACCAACAAGUAGGUUGGGUUUUUAAUGAAGGAACCCUACGGCUGUUAACCACUACCCAAACGGGGAUUGAGGAUCUUCGAAGCCACGCCAUGCCAUCAUCAUGGAAAUUCAUGGUGCUUCUUUCACUCACUACCUACCUGUCAGAAUGCUCUGCAGCUAUUCCAGGGAUCCAUGCCACAUACGCUGCUCUUUUAAGACUCAGAUCCGCCAGUUCAUCUUACUCCUCCUCUGCCAUUAACUCAAAGAACAGGCAACGACCAAGUUACCCUGCCAUGGGAAGCAUCUCCUCUCCAGAUUGGCAUGGGUCAUCGCAGCCCUAUUACCCACCAACAAACCCCGAGCCAUUCUCAGAGGCCUUCAAACAAGAGGAGGGUGUCGAUUAUGGGCCGAUGUUUAUUCAAGAACCUGACCAUGUGAUCUUCCCCAUGGAUUCAGAGGAGAAGAAAGUGUCUCUCGGUUGUCAAGCCAGAGGAAAUCCUGCCCCAACCUACAGGUGGCUCCAGAAUGGAACUGAAUUAGACAUAGAAAGUGAUUACCGCUACAGUGUAAUAGAAGGAAGCCUUAUUAUCAACAAUCCCAGUGAAUUAAAAGAUGCUGGACAGUACCAGUGUUUUACCACCAAUGUCUAUGGUAGCAUUUUGAGCAGGGAAGCAUCACUUCAAUUUGCAUAUCUGGGGAAUUUCAGCGGACGAACAAGAAGUGCUGUCUCGGUGAGAGAAGGUCAAGGUGUGGUACUAAUAUGCUCUCCUCCACUUCACUCACCAGAGAUCAUCUACAGCUGGGUAUUUAACGCGUUCCCCUCCUUUGUGGCAGAAGACAGCAGGCGUUUCAUCUCCCAGGAAACAGGCAACCUCUAUAUAUCCAAGGUGCAACCAUCAGACGUUGGGAGUUAUAUCUGCCUCGUGAAGAACACAGUGACAAACGCCAGGGUCCUUAGUCCUCCAACUCCAUUAACACUUCGAACUGAUGGAGUGAUGGGGGAAUAUGAACCAAAAAUUGAGAUCCAUUUUCCAUUCACAGUUACUGCUGCUAAGGGAUCCACUGUUAGGAUGGAAUGCUUUGCACUGGGCAACCCAGUUCCAACAAUCUCGUGGAGGAAAGUUAAUGGACCCAAUCCGAGCAAAGCCCGCCUGAGGAAAUCCCAAGCAGUGCUCGAAAUCCCAAACGUGCAACUGGAAGAUGCAGGGACAUAUGAAUGCAAAGCUGAGAACUCCCGGGGAAGGAAUGUCUUCCGAGGACAGUUGCAAGUAUACACAUAUCCACACUGGACAGAGAGGCUGAACGAUACCCAGUUAGACAGUGGGGAUCAACUGCGGUGGGAGUGUAGAGCUUCUGGAAAGCCGAGGCCAACUUAUCGCUGGCUGAAAAAUGGGAAUACUCUACGGCCAGAGAGCAGGAUUGAGAUGGUUAAUGGUGUACUGAUGAUCCACAGUGUUAAUCAGUCAGAUGCUGGAAUGUAUCAGUGCGUAGCGGAAAACAAGCAUGGAGCCAUCUAUGCCAGUGCUGAACUGAAGAUUUUAGCUUCUGCUCCAACUUUUCCCCUGAGUCAACUGAAGAAGACCAUUAUUAUUACCAAAGGCCAAGAAGUCACUGUGGACUGCAAACCACAAGCUUCUCCCAAACCAACCAUUGGGUGGAAGAAAGGAGAAAAAAAACUUCGCCUGAAUCGGGAGGUAAGUGUUCUUCCAGAUGGAAGUCUGCAAAUUCUGAAUGCCUCCAAAUCUGAUGAGGGGAAAUACGUAUGCCGAGGAGAAAAUAUAUUUGGUUCAGCAGAAAUUACAGCUUCAGUAUUUGUGAAAGAGCCUACCAGGAUAGACCUGUCCCCCAAGAGAACUGAGCUCACGGUGGGAGAAAGCAUUGUCCUCAGCUGCAAAGCUUUCCAUGACCCAACUUUAGAUGUCAUCUUUCACUGGAGUCUGAAUGGGCAGCCCAUCGAUUUUGAAAAAGAAGGUGGACAUUUUGAAAGCAUCAGGGCGCAAGCAUCUUCUGCGGAUUUAAUGAUCAGGAACAUCCUUCUGAUGCAUGCUGGAAGAUAUGGCUGCAGGGUGCAAUCUACAGCAGAUAGUAUAUCAGAUGAGGCAGAACUUCUUGUUAGGGGUCCACCUGGCCCUCCUGGGGUUGUCAUUGUUGAAGAAAUCACAGAGGUCACUGCAACUCUUUCGUGGACUCCUGGAGCAGACAACCACAGCCCUAUCACGUCUUACAACUUGCAAGCGCGAAGUCCGUUUUCACUUGGCUGGCAGACUCUGAAAACAGUUCCUGAACACAUAGGGGGUGACCUGGAAUCUGCAACGGCAAUUGAACUGAACCCAUGGGUAGAGUAUGAAUUUAGAGUUGUAGCAACUAACAAAAUUGGAACAGGAGAUCCAAGCACACCAUCUAAAGUGAUCCGAACCAAAGAAGCAGUGCCAAAGAUGGCUCCUGCUAAUGUCAGUGGCAGAAGUGGAAGACGACAUGAAUUAGUAAUAGCCUGGGAGCCAGUCUCCGAAGAAUUUCAGAAUGGGGAAAGCUUUGGAUACAUCGUGGCUUUCCGACCGAAUGGGACAAGAGGCUGGAAAGAAAAAAUGGUGACAUCUUCAGAUGCCUCCAAGUUCAUCUACAGAGAUGAAAGCGUGCCUCCCUUGACUCCAUUUGAGGUGAAAGUUGGAGCGUAUAACAACAAAGGCGAUGGACCGUUCAGCCCAAUUGUUGUGAUCAGUUCUGCUGAGGGAGAACCGAGUGCUGCUCCUACUGAUGUCAAGGCUACAGGACUGUCUGUAUCAGAGAUUCUUGUUGCGUGGAGUCACAACAAGGACAGCCUAGGAAGACCUCAGGGGUUUGAGGUUGGCUACUGGAAAGAUAUGGAACAAGAAGAAGCGGCAGAGAAGGCCAGGUCAGAAGGGAAUGAGUCCUCUGUCAUUCUCACAGGGCUAGAAGGCUACACCCUGUACCACCUGAGAGUGAAGGCAUACAACUCGGCAGGCUAUGGACCACCAAGCAACAUUGUCCAUGUGGCCACUAAGAAAUCUCCACCUAGUCAAGCACCAAACAUUAUGUGGGUUCAAGAUGGUGCCCAUGUUUCCCUUGGAUGGGAGCCUGUAAAACCUUUAGCUAAUGAGUCAGACGUCAUGGGAUACAAGGUCUUGUUUAGGCAAGAAGGACACAGCAAUAGCCAAGUAAUUGAAACACAGAAAACAUCUGCAGUGGUGCUUCUCCCUGACGUGGGUGUCUAUAUCAUUGAAGUCUGUGCAGUGAGUGAAGGAGGAGAUGGUACCCCAAGCAGCCAAAUCAGGAUACCAUCUUUUUCAGGUGGAAAAGUCACCAAUUCUCAAUCCAGGUUAAAUGCUUUUACCACUUCUUCAUCAACUGUAACAUUUCUAUUGGUGUUGAUGGUCCCUUCAACGUCAUGGUGAAGAUAGAAGACUUUUCUCAUUUCUCUGGUUGCUUUAGCGUGAUAAUACCAACGGAUGGAGUUCUACAACCAGGGAGAAAGCAAAGGAAUCUCAAAGGUGCUUUUUCAAAAGGCAACUGGGCUGAGUUUUUGUUUUUUUUCCUGAGGAAGAAGAAAAAGACAUUUCGCUUCUCAUCCAAGAAGCUUCAUCGGUUCUUGGAUGAGAAGCCAAACAUCUUCUUUUUCUUCCUCAGGGGAAAAAAAAUAGUCCACUUUUUUUUGAAAAAGCAUCUUUGAGACAACGAUGACCUGGAGGACUGAAAAUCUCCUCAGACCUAUCAAAGGAAUGUUUCAGAAAUGCAUCUACUGCAUCCGGAAGAAUAUUGAAGGAAAUAACACAAAAAUAAUCCACCAGGUGUCUUCUCUUUGGUUUCCAUAAAUGUUGUCUUUGGGGAGGGAGGGGGGUGUUUUUGCCCGAUAGAAAAUAUGCAGAUUCUUUGAUAUAAACUUUUGUAAACAAAUAAGAAUUACGUCCAAUUUUAUUUACCUUUUUAAUUGUUUGUAUAUUAGCUAGCAUCAAAUCUUAUACCCUUAGUAAAUUAAAUGACUGGAACAGUGCAUCCAUUUUGUUUGCACUCUUAAGGGUUUUAACAAUUUUAAGAAGAAGAAAAAUAUAUAAAUAUUUGGAUUCUAGCGAAUUAUCCCUCCCCUUCUCAGAAGGCUGAGUUUUGUUUUAAUUUUUUUACUUAUCAAGAGAAAAAUGCCAUGAUGUGACCUGGUUUCAAAAAUGACCGUAGCUAAUGUUGCCUUUAAGGGGGGGAAAAAUCAUAUAAUUAUGAUCUUUGGUAUGGUGUGGUAUUUUUUCUUCUGUUUUCUUCUCCGUUUGUAUUCUCCAUGCACAUCAUAAACCACUUUUCCAGAUCCAUGUAAACCGGAAGCCUAUUGAACUGAGACUAAAACUGAGGCCUCUCAUUUUGUAUUAGAUAUUGUCCACUAACAAUAAGGGAGGGGAAAAAAUGGCUUAUUUUUAAUAGCAUAACUAUACAUGAUAGGGCGCGCAGGUGAUCCUGAAAUCAUUGUUGGACACUGAAUCCGAGUCUUCGGCCAUUGCUAACUGCAAGUAUGAAAUUAAUGAAGAGAGACAAAGCUGUCUUCCCCAAACAGCUUUCUGUCUUUAGACCUUUAUUUUUGUAGUUCCUUUUGUAUGGUACUGUACUGUCUAUAUUUGGUGAUUUAGCAAAAUGGUAUCAAUAAGCAUUUCAAGAUUGGAACGAUGUGGUGUUGCCUAGAUUGUCCUUAAUAAUGAACCAAGGACAUUUUUUUUUUAAAUGUCCAAAAAUGAAAAGGAAUAUGGUUGGGCAAAUGCUUUUAAGGUUCUCAGGCUUAAGAGUCAAAGCCUUUAACCUUUCCAUAUCCAAGGUCUAGCGUCAAAACAGCCUGUAGUGUUGGAUCAAUUUUUAAUUCUUAUCAUCAUCAUCAUCAUCUCCUCCUCCUCUUCCUUUUUCUCUUCUUCUCCUCCUCCUCUUCCUCCUCCUCCUCUCUUCCUUCUCUUCCUCUUCCUCCUCUUUCUUUUCUCCUCCUCCUCUUCUUCCAUCUCUUCCUCCUCCUUCUCCUGCUCCUCUUUCUCUUCCUCCUCCUCCUUUCUCUUUCUCUUUUCCUUCUCCUUCUCUUCCUCCUCCUCCUCCUUUCUCUUCUCCUCCUCCUCCUCUUCCUUCUCCUCCUUCUCUUCCUCCUCUUCCUUCUCUUCCUCCUCCUCCUCCUCCUCUGCCACCAUUGCCACUGCCUUCUCCCCAUGUCCCUAUGCAUGUUACUUUCUCAUAUGCAAAAUACUUCUGUACCAAGGCAUUCUAUCACAGUAGGGCUGAAAAGGGCUCAUGAGAAGAUGGAUAGUGCCAGAGAAUUUGAAUAAAAUGAAUACUAAUAUAAAGCUUCCCUGCACAUACUUAUGCGAUCUAGAAGUAGCUUCAUUAUGCUUUCUUUUUUUUCCAGAACAUGUACUGUAAUGGAACUUUACAUUAUAUUCAAGAGAAACUGUCUUUUUCUCAACCACAACCCAAAUAUUUGCACCCUGAGUUGUUUUUUUAUAUAUAUAUUAGUGGUCUUCCCGUCCUUUGCUCCCUAUUAUCUUCAACCAUCCUAUUUCAAGAGACAGAGUGGGACAAGAUGAGAUUUUUUUUAAAAAGCCCUAUGGUGUUAAAUUAGUAAAAGAAAUUUACUUUAGGAGAGAAAUAUUUUCCCAAUGCAGGUUGUGGAAAAUGCCGACAAGCACACAGAGAAUUGGCUUUGCAUAACCAAUAAUUUGUAUUGACAGCACAUUCCACUCUUACUAGAAUUUGCUUUUGAAUAAAGAAUAAUAGAGUUGGAAGGGACUUUGGGUGACUUUUAGUCUAAACUCUGCUCAAGCAAGAGACCUGUACAUGGUUGUUUGGUCAUAAAAACUUCCAGUGAUGGAGUACCCUCCACUUCUGGAGGCAAGCCAUUCCACUGAUGAAUUGUUCUCACUGCCAGAAAAUUUCUCCUUAGUUCUAGCUUGGUUUUCUCCUGGGAUAACUUUCCACCUGUUACUUCUUAUCCUGCCCUCAAGUGCUUAAGGUAGGAAGUAGACCGCCUUGUUUCUGUGACAACCUCUCAAAUAUUGGAAGACUCACCCCUAAUCUUUCUCUUUGAUAGAUGAGACAGUUCUCACAACUGUUUAACACCCCCAGUCCCUUAAUCUUCUUUGUCGCUCUUUUCUGCACUCUUUCUAGAGUCUCAACAUCUUUUCUGUAUCGUGGUGAUCAAAAUUGGACACAGUACUCCAAGUGUGGUCUUACCAGUGAUGUGAUCCAGUGGUGGGUUCCUCCCGGUUCGGCCCAGUUCGGCCGAGCCGGUAGCGGUGACAAUAUGACGUCACCAAACCAGUUCUCUUUGUUCGGGAGCUGCCCCCCCAUCCUCCCGCCUGCAUUAUUCUUACCUUUUAUUUAGCCCCACCCCCAAUCUAUUGCUGCCUCCCGAGUCCCAACUGAUCGGCUAGAAGAAAAAAAAUUGUUUAAAUUCUUGCCGCAGGGCUUCAAAGGGCCGCCCUACAGAUGAUCAGUGUUAAAAGGCAGUGUGGUGGUAGACCAGUGCCUCCAAAAACAAAUGAGUAGACCGGUACAGCUCUGCAAGCAGUUAAAAGCCUAGUAGACCAGUACCUCUGCUAAAUCCUAAAGAAUUGUCACAUGACCAUCAAGCCACACCCACAAAAUAAGCCAUGCCCACAGAACCGGUAGUAAAAAAAUUUAGAACCCACCCCUGAUCUCAACAUCUUUUUUGUGUCAUGGUGAUCAAAAUUGGACACAAUACUCCAAGGGUGGUCUUACCAGUGAUGUGAUCUUGAUACUAUCGCUCUUUUGAUGCAGCGUAGGACUGCACUGGCUUUUUUUUGGCAGCUGCAGCACAUUGUUGGCUCAUACUUAAGUAGUUGUCCAUACCAAAAUCCCUCUCACCAUUACUGCUGUUGAGCCAGUUGUUGCUUUAAAAAUACAAAAGGAUAAAUAUCAUCAAAGUAUACCAGAAGCUUACCACUCCUACAAUGAAAAUUAGAUUUUCAUUCAGAGCCUUUCAAAACUGUCAGAUGGGAUUGGUGGAUGACAAAUCCAGAAGUCAGUAUGUUAUACUAGACCUCUGAUGAGGUUAUUAGACAAUCCUUAUUGCAUCCUUCCCAACAUGUAGUGGUCACUUAACCAUUACCAAUAAGAGAAGAUGGGUACUCGCAGAGGUGGUAUUCAGCAGAUUCUUACCAGUUCUGGAGAACCGGUAGCGGAAAAGUAGUUCGGAGAACUGGUAAAUACCACCUCUGACUGGCCCUGCCCCAUCUAUUUACUGCUUCCUGAGUCCCAGCUGAUCGGGAGGAAAUGGGGAUUUUGCACUAAUCUUCCCCUGUCAUGCCCACCAAGCCAUGCCACACCUACCAAGCUUCACCCACAGAACCGGUAGUAAAAAAAAUUGAAACCCAGCACUGGUACUCGGGGUUGGACUUUGGAGUACUUGGUGCUCUCUGAAUUUGGUUGUUUGUUUGCUUGCAUUACCCAACUAGGUAUCAUAGCCAGUGCCUUACUUAAACAUAACCAUCAUACCAGGGUUAUGUUGGUAACAUAUACAUGAUUUAACUCUACAUACCAUAACAUUUACAUGGAGAUGCACAUAGAGUGAUCAAUUCCAUUAUUUGAUUGGAAAUUACAAAAUAUAGUGGGGAAGCCUGUGACCACUAUAUCUAUAUACCUCCUCAAUUUUGCUGCUAAUUGUUGGAUUUACAGCUACAGCUUUCCGUUUUUCUUAGUGUUUAGCAGUAAAGCUCCCCUGUAUUAGAUAGCUUUUUAAUUAAAAGUUGGUCUUAGAAGAGUGUUUUGAAAAUAGGGUGAACAGUCAUCGCUAGCAGUAUUCAGCAGCAAAUGGAAGAGCUAUCAAUAUCAAGACAUAAAAUAGAAUGGAAUAACAGAGUUGGAAGGGACCUUGGAGGUCUUCUAGUCCAACCCCCUGGUACCAUUUCUAUAGUAUAGUACCCUAUAAUACCAUUUCAGACAAAUGGUUAUCCAAUCUCUUCUUAAGAACUUCCAGUGUUGGAGCAUUUACAACUUCUGGAGGCAAAUUUAAUUGUUCUGUCAGGAAAUUUCUCCUAAAUUCUAAGUUGCUUCUCUCCUUGAUUAGUUUCCACCCACUGCUUCUUGUCCUGCCCUCAGGUGCUUUGGAGAAAUAGCUUGCCUCCCUCUUCUUUGUGGCAGCCCCUGAAAUAUUGGAAUACUGCUAUCAUGUCACUCACUAGUCCUUCUUUUCAUCAAACUAGACACACCUAAUUCCAGCAAUCAUUGUUUAUAUGUUUUAGCCUCCAGUCCCCUAAAACGUUAUUCCUCUUUAGCUCAAAAGAUUUCAUUACUGUCAGCAUAACGACUUUAUCACAUAUGAGUUUGUGGAGGGUUUUUUCCCCCAAAUAAUAUUUUUAAAAAAACCCUGAACUUGCCAGUAACUUAAUUCAUUUUAGACAAUGAACGUGAAUUCAGAAGGAGGGUUCUUUAGAUGAAAAUGUGUCAUCAAAUCCAGAUGAAAACUGGAGCUGUUGAAAUCAAUGGUAUUUAAGUUAAACAAGAGUAACUAAGUCCCAUUGACUUCUAGUGUUUGACUCUAGAUCACGGAUGUCAAGCUCACUACGUCAUGUUGAUGUCACAUGAUGUAUCAUGACAUUUUUUUUUGCUUUUGCAGAUCUGGGGUGGGCAUGGCCUGCAUGUGACACAUCUGGGUUGCGGGCCACCAGUUUGACACUCCUGCGAUCUUAAAAGGUGUUCUGACUUAGGCUUCCCAAGAGCAUGAAGCAGACUCCUUGUCCUGACAAAAACCCCUUUUUAUUUAGUUACUGUGAAUUCCUCUCAUUCACAUCCAGCAAAGUCUUUCAAGGGAGAAUUUAGAGUCACAGACCUUAUCUGGCUUGGAGAGCUGCCAGGCCGAUAUCUUCAAAACUUGGCAAGAAAUCUCUGCGAGUCACGAACCAAUUAAGCAAACUAAUUGUCUCCUGCAAACUCCAUUCCCCUUUCGCUCCUCUUUUAUUCCCUCUGGGAAGGGCCAUUCAUCGUCCAUCUGUGGCCUUACUCCCAAGUCGACCCUUGUUCUUUAGGUGUUCCCUUCAUCUGGCAACUCUGUGCAUUUGCAUACUGGGAACAGGCUCCAGCUGUUCAUCUGCCUCACUGGUGUCUGACUCCGAAGGCAGCUGAUAACUGGCAUAUGGCCCUGACCCCAUCUCUGCCUCUGAUGCAGAGCCCUCAUCAGAGCCUUCCCCAGACUCCAGGACUGGCCCAUGUUCCUCCCCAUCCUCCUCACUGUCCGAAUCUGCUGCCAGCUCCACUGUCUGCUGGUGGGCCACAACAAUAGGUCUCAGUACAAUCAAGUCGGGCUAUCUGGCUUGUUUCAAAUGUGAUCAUUCAGCCACAUUACAUUUCAGCAGUCAUCACCUUUUCUGCUUCUUAUAGUUUUAUGGCCUCCGCCCAUAAAUCACCUCCUAAUGACACCACACUAGAGUUUCCCCCAUCAGGAUCAGCCCCAUGUUUUCUGUUUUUAUUUUUCAGGCUAAUGGUGAGUGGCAUGUUAAAAGGAAAAGCUUUUUGAAGAGAACUAGAAUUCUUGAUAGGCAUGUUUGGCAUUUCAUCACCCACAAUGUGAACUCAUAUGCUCGCAGCAUCCCUGUUCAGGACCAAUAAUAUUUUGAAUUUCUAUCAUCAGUUAAGAUCUACUGUAGCAAACUACCAUAAGCAGAGCAGUACAAGUUGCCUUGGUUAUGAUACAUCUGAAUGGCCAUGAUUUAUUUAACUGCCCUGAAGUCAGCCUCACGUAAGGUCUUAACUAAGUUAGACAGGUAUAUGACAUGCCUGGACAGAAGCUAGAUUUUGCAUAAUAAGCAACAUUAUUUUUUAGUUACUGCCCUGUUACCAUAUUUACUACUUCAUCAAAGACAACAUCUCCAUGUCAUGAUCCUAAUUUGCUGACAAUAUUGUCACGGUGGGUUUGUUGACUGCAAAUAUGAAUUCAUUCAUUUAUUACACUUUCUUUGGAUUACCGUGUAACAAAACAGUCCAACAUAACUAGAAAGACUGUAUUUUUGUAUAAUGUCCUAAUAACUGAACGUGAUUGGAAGGGGGAAAAAAAACAAUCUUGGCUUAAAAACCAAAAAGAAGGUCCAACUCAAAAAUAUUAGAAAACUUGUAUACAACUUGUAUAUAUUUACUAUAUAUAAUGGUAUAUACUAUGUGAAAGACACAGUAAAAUACUGGUUCCUGUGUACUGUUCUUGUAACAUUAGAUCUUUUUAAUAAAUUAUUCUCUUUUUAUUGA
Molecule: messenger RNA, 10951 nt
Organism: Pantherophis guttatus
Lineage: Eukaryota; Metazoa; Chordata; Lepidosauria; Squamata; Colubridae
Source: RefSeq, a predicted model, not a curated record